CGAUCAUUAUAUUUGUUGGCAGUAUAAGUGUCGAUUGCCACCACAGUCAUAGAGGUAAACGGCAGGAAAUUUGCAGACUACUCAGAAUUUUUCGAAGGCUACAAAGCGCGUUAUGCUCAGCGUCAACAAUUUAACUUGCCCAUGAAAAUAAAAUUUGCGACAUCUUCCAACAAUACUUAAAUCGAGCACCUUACAGAAUGCAGAACAAUGAACAUGAUCAGAUCCAAGUCGAAGUCUCUGCAGGGCGAGCCUUGGUGUGGGAUCUGGAAGAUCUAAAAACGCUUCGUACCAAACAUAGAAUCAUAGGCGCUAUGGUAGGAUCCUUGGAGGCACAACCACUGCAAAAUAUAUUUUACGGUAUGCCACUGGCUUUGUUACCAGAGGAAGUCAGCUUAUUACAAAAGCAGGGUUUGAUCUAUAUUACAAAUACAGGUGAUGGUGCGGGUUGGAAUUACCCGCAAAAUGCAAAAGAGCGUGAUCGAUGUACUGUUUUCGAAUAUCUUUGGACAAAAGGAUACUAUGUGACAUGUGGAACAAAGUUUGGGGGCGACUUCCUUGUUUACCCCGGCGACCCGGCAAGAUACCAUAGUCAUUAUGUCGUAACCGUCGUGCAAGAGAGUGACACUUUUGACCCAAGGUCUCUAGUAGCUACAGGAAGGCUAGGUAGCAAUGUUAAAAAGACACAAGUCAAAGCUUGCGUAAGCAAUGGGUCGGUGCAACUCUGGUCCGUUCAGUGGGCGGCGAUAUAACAUAUGCUCAGUCAUGUCCGAUCAAGCGCGCGCUCGGUAACAACUACGCGACAGCCAUUGUUUAACCUGGGAUAUCCAAAAAACCAAAACUGGCCAAUCGUUCCCAACAAAGCAAGCGGAAAAAUAAAUCCCCGUGUUGGCUGGGAUCACGUUAUCCUAUUACAGUGCGCAAUCGCAAAUCUUCCAAGCAAUGUCGAUCACCGCCGCAGCUUCGGUUACUCGCUUUCAAAUUUUUUUUUGUCAAAGAGGGAAAUAUUUCGCCCACGCCUUCUUUUCCUUUCUUUUUCUUUGAUCAUUUCUUUUACCCACUUGUAUACCUUUCAUCA
Molecule: messenger RNA, 1075 nt
Organism: Umbelopsis ramanniana AG
Lineage: Eukaryota; Fungi; Mucoromycota; Umbelopsidomycetes; Umbelopsidales; Umbelopsidaceae
Exons: 3
Coding region: 198-749 (183 amino acids)
Biological process (GO): tRNA-type intron splice site recognition and cleavage; tRNA splicing, via endonucleolytic cleavage and ligation
Molecular function (GO): nucleic acid binding; tRNA-intron lyase activity
Source: RefSeq, a predicted model, not a curated record